Eriocheir sinensis (Chinese mitten crab) is the source of this 2776-nucleotide messenger RNA. RefSeq lists its product as uncharacterized. Gene Ontology annotation, cellular component: nucleus. Gene Ontology annotation, biological process: regulation of transcription by RNA polymerase II. Bases 67 to 2400 code for a protein of 777 amino acids. Gene Ontology annotation, molecular function: protein binding; DNA binding. The record is from RefSeq and is a predicted model, not a curated record. The transcript has 15 exons. NCBI's taxonomy places the organism in Eukaryota, Metazoa, Arthropoda, Malacostraca, Decapoda, Varunidae.
UUGAAAAGUCUGACUCUUGUUUACACUGGCCAGAUUUUCCUCGUCUCCCGUGUAAAUGGUGUGAGCAUGGUGGUAGUGCUGUGGCAGAACUGGGGCGAGCACGUGGGGCGGCAGCUUCCCCACUUCUUGGCGGCGGCCACGCUGACGGACGUGACCAUCAGCGUGGGGGCCGCCAGCCUCCGCGCCCACCGCAUCAUCCUGGCCUUCUUCAGCCCCUUCUUCAGGAGGAUGCUGGAGGAGGUCAGUGAGGAGCGUCCGAUGGUGGUGGUCUUCCCUGGGGUCAACUUUGCCGCCCUCCAGCUGAUAGUGGCCUACAUGUACCACGGCCAGGUCAAUGUCCCGACUGACCUCCUCCCCUCCGUCAUCGAGCUCGCCAAGAUGCUGAAGGUGAAGGGACUCAUCGAACUGCCCGCCCAGCUGGACUCGGUCAUCGGAACAACAAAGAUCGGCCUGGACCAAAAUUCACUCACAGCCGUACAGACAGAAGACUUAUGCUUGGAGGGAGGCGAGGGUUUGGUGGAGCUGGAGGUGACAUCAGGCGACCCACUCUCUCAACCCCUCCACCACCAUCACCACACCACCACCACCACCGCCAGCACCACCCAGCCCGGCACGCAUACCUUGAAUGUGGCGGAGGAGGCAGCACUUCAGAUCAAAGUCGGCAGCGGAGGUGGUGAUGACGGCGGUGGUGGCGGUGAUGAAGACGGGGUGGGAGUAGGGGUGGGGGUGGGGGUGGAUGAGACCUCUCACCCCCUCCUCCUGCCCCCCCACCAAGGCAUGCACCUCACCUCCGUCGCUGACCACCUUGAGCCCACACACAUCGUUAAGGUAAACCAGCUUACUGAGGACGAGGUGAUGGGUGAGAUGCUGUUCAGUGGAGACUACCUCACCUCCUCCUCCUCCAUCUCCACCUCCACCUCCACCACCACUACCACCAGCACCACCAGUAAUGCCACCACCACCACCACUGCCUCUGCUGCUGCUGCUACUAUUACUGCUGCUGCUGCUACUGCUGAGGAUUUGCAGGAUGACCAGGACUGUCUUGCACCCCCAAGGAAGAAGAAGAAGGUCCUGUAUAAGCUGACCAGAUAUGGCCCUGAGGACCUGCACCACGCCCUAAGUGACCUACGGGCGGGCCAGGGGACGCUGCGUGAGGUCGGGGAGCGCUGGGGGGUGCCGCACUCCACGCUCUCUGUUAACGCCCGGCAGCUGGGUGUGUCUCCGCCCUCGCGACACACACACUACGACGCACGCACCCUGGAGGAGGCCAAGCGGGCAGUGCGAGCCGGGUCCAGUUACCUCAAAGUGUCUCGCCAGUACAAGAUCCCGAAGAGCGUGCUGUGGCGCCAGUGUCAGAAGGACCUCAGCUUUGGGCUCUCGCAGGGGGCGGGGGGCGGGGACGGGGGUGCUGGCGGGGGGCAAGGGGAUGCAUCUGCCCCCUCCGCAGCCCCCCACCAGGGUCCGCUGCCCCCCUACCGCCGAGGCCCGAGCUACACUGCGUUCGAGUUGGACCGUGCGAGGGAGAUGCUGAUUCAGGGCUCGACGCUUUCCCAUGUGGCGAGGGAGACUAAGGUUCCCAAGACAUCACUGUUCCGGCUGAAGGAGCAGCUGGUGCGGGAGGGGUCGCUGCCCCCCACCAGCAUCACGCGGCUGCCCCGGCCCCGCCCCCCGCCCCGGGAACACUCACUGCAGCAGGCCGUGGCAGCGUGCCGGGGCCUGGGGAUGUCGCAGGGCCGGGCCUCGGAGAAGUACCAGGUCGCAAAAACAACCAUUUGGCGAAGACUCAAAAGACUGCACGAGACCUCCCAGAUGUCCGAGGGAGAGGCGCCCCCCCUCGACCCCCUCACCCUGACCCCCACCCCCCAGCCCCCUACCACCACCACCACCACCUCCACUGAAGUCAAGCUGGAGGAGGAAGAGGAGGAGGACGAGGAAGAGGAGGAGGAAGAGGAAGAGGAGGAGGAGGAUGACUACCUACAAUAUCAGACAAAGACUCUUGAUCCAUCUUCCUCCUCCUCCUCCUUCGCCUCCUCCCCAAUCAAGAGGGAAGAGGAGGAAGAGGAAGAGGAGGAGGAGGAGGAGGAGGUGGUGAAGUUGGGGGUGGUGGAGGAAGAGGAGGAGGAGGAAACACAACCAAGAUUUGAACUGGAAAUGCCGUUGGUGAACUUGCCUGGCGGGGGGUACCAAGUAGUGGGGAGCGAGAUUGUUAUAGGGGGGGGCCAAGUGGUGGUGCUGGAGGCCCCCCCACCGCCCCCCACUUCCGACACCACCCCCACCUCCACCGCAACGCACCCUCACCACCACCACCACCAUCUCGUUGUGGCGGCGUUUGACCAGAUGGAGGGACUGGAGAUCGGACAAGCAGAGAAUCUAUCGGACCCGACCAAGCACCUUGAGUAACGCACACACACACACACACACACACACACACACACAUACACACACAUGCACAGUAGCUGAGUGUGUCCUAAGAAAGAGAGAGAGAGAGAGAGAGAGAGAGAGAGAGAGAGAGAGAGAGAGAGAGAGAGAGAGAGAGAGAGAGAGAGAGAGAGAGAGAGAGAGAGAGAGAGAGAGAGAGAGAGAGAGAGAGAAAUAUAGAGAGAAUGAAGAAGGAAGAGAAGAAAGAUGAAGAAAUGAAAUGACAACAGGAAGAAAAAGGAAAAGAAGAUAAAGAAAUGAAAGAAAAGGAGGAAGAAGGGAAAGAGGAGAAGGAAAAGAAGAAAGAUAAAGUAAAGAAAAGGAGGAAGAAGAGAAAGAAAAGAAGACAACAGACAAA